Messenger RNA from Cloeon dipterum, 3731 nucleotides. It is a transcript of the gene IntS4, whose product is annotated as integrator complex subunit 4. Gene Ontology annotation, biological process: snRNA processing. The record is from RefSeq and is a predicted model, not a curated record. The coding region runs from base 108 to 3053 and encodes 981 amino acids. Lineage: Eukaryota; Metazoa; Arthropoda; Insecta; Ephemeroptera; Baetidae. Gene Ontology annotation, cellular component: integrator complex. The transcript is spliced from 14 exons.
UGUUUUCUGCUCUUGAUCAGUUUAAGUUCUAAUCCAGACCACUAAGUAAGAUACAUACAUAUAAUUAAAAUCUUCGUACUAAAAGUAAAUCGACGAAGUUCUCCAAGAUGGCUGCUGUUCUAAAGAAGCGUGCCCUGGCAGAGUACAGUAACAUAAUUGUCAAGGAAGAGCCAGGUAUAAAGCCUCAGAAGAGGAUUCGCUUCCUGAAAAGAUCGCAGAGUGGAUGUUCCAGCGCCUCCAUCAAUGGAUACGCAAACCUUCUGGACAAGAGCCGUGCUAGCAAUGACUCAUAUCACGUCAUGACGCUGUUGCUGCGGAUUUCUGACGCCCUAGCUGAUCAGGACGAGAACACGGUUCACCAACAAGAUGACCUCAAUGAAAGCGUUCGUCGACUGGCCGAACAUUUCACCACUGAAAACGAAUCUACCAUUCGAGCGAAAAUCCUAAGCAUCAUGGGAUCGAUAGGCUGCCUGCCUGGUCAAGAGCCGCAGAACGUAAUGGAUGAAAUCGUGGGUCUCCUGAAGCAAGAGGAGUCUCACAAGGUCAUUACGCAAGGGCUGGAUUCUCUUCUCAAGUUAGGAUGCAUGCUUCCGUCUAACUCGGUCGGACACCAGAGACUAGUUGCGCUUGCCAAGCAGUAUUUGUGUGAUACCAGUCAUACAGUUAAAUGCAAAUGUUUGGAGGUUAUUGGUAUUUUGCUGCCCAUCGAUGGUCCGAAUUUCAAGGAAUCUUCACUGGCGAUGCUGAAGUUCAUUUCUUCCUAUACCAAUUACCAGGAGCCCAGGGUCAGAAGUUCUGCCUUCAAUUCAAUGAUCAUUCUGCACGAGAGAGGUUUGAAAAUCGAUCCCAGUUUGUACGAGGAGCUUUGCAACGCUUUAAAGGACGACUACGAAAUUGUGCGAAAAAACGCUAUGAACCUGAUCUGGAUACUGGCCUCCACUUACCCUGACAACAUUCUGAAUCUGGCCGGCACAAGCGACCAGGAAAUCCGACUGGCUGACGAUGCCUUUGGAAGGCUCAGCAGUUGCAUGAAUGACUUGUCCAUGAAUGUCAGGGUGAUGGCAGCCAACCUCCUUGGCAAGUUCAGCGGCAAUUUAGUCAGGUCCAAGUUUUUGAUGCAGACUUUGGACAAAAAGCUCAUGUCAAACAUGAGAAAAAAGCGAUCUGCCCACGAAAGACAAUGGGAAUCUGUGACUUCAGGAGAGUGGGCCUCUGGAAAGAAAUGGGCCGAUGAUGCCCCCAGGGAAGUAGUUGACGCUGACACAGUCAGUCUGAUCAAUAUCGGCGCCUGCGGGGCUUUUGUGCAUGGAUUGGAGGAUGAAUUCAUGGAGGUCAGAAGCGCCUCCGUCGAUGCAAUCUGCUCGCUCUCCAUGAACAACUACAGCUUUUCAAUGAUGGCGCUGGACUUCUUGGUCGAUAUGUUCAACGACGAGAUUGAGGAAGUUCGUCUGAAGGCAAUCGACAGUCUCACCAGAAUCAGCAGCGUUAUUGUUUUGAGGGAAGAUCAGCUUGAGACAAUUCUUGGAGCUUUGGAGGACUUUUCCAUUGACGUCAGAGAAGGACUGCACAAAAUGUUGGCCACAUGCAAACUUUCGACUAAAGGUUGCUUGCAGAUGUGCGUCGACAAUUUGCUUGUAAACCUGAAUAAAUAUCCAGAGGAUAAAAGAUCCACAUGGCAGUGUCUUCAAAAACUUGGUUCAUCUCAUCCAUACUUGACCCUUCAGCUUGUACCAUCCCUGCUUUCAAUUCAUCCUUUCAUGGACCUUCCGGAGCCUGAUGUUGAAAAAGCAGAAUACGCGUGCAUCUUAAUCCUGGUUUUCAACGCCGCACAGAAGUGUCCCAACAUGCUGCAGCUGUUCGAGGAGCACACUCUGCGGCACUACAGUUACUUGCGUGACACAAUGCCGAACCUGGUUCCCCACCUGAAACUGCAGAUGGAGGCCAGCAUCGGACGACACAGCAACCAGGAGCUAUCCGCCGCGGUGACGCACACCACCAACUUCAUGGACGCUCUGCUUGAGCGGCUCGAGUGCGCUCACAACGUGAAAAUGAGGGCCGAGCUGUUGCAGACUGCGCACGAGACUCUAGCGCGCAUUGCUGAAAUGGAUGAAGGCUUGAGCGGGGCUUUUCAUUUCAUGUCCAUGCUCAUCAAGGCUCACCAACUGCUUAAUAAGAUUUUAGCCAACAAGUUGUGGGCCCAUCCUCAUGCUUUGGGAUCUGAAGAUGGUAAAAUUGUCAAAGUGCAAAUAUCCGAGCUUCUUCAAACUUGUUUAAGGUUGCAGCAUGUCUUUGUGGGUCACAGUGGCGCCACAUUGAGCUCCGUGAGGCAAAUCAAACUGCGAGCGUUGGCGCUGCAAUUGGUCUUCACCGUCAGGGGUUCGAACGCCUCUGCUCUGGCCCAGUGCGAACAUUUCCUCGCUGAAGUGGAAGACGUACAGAUUUUCCUUGGAAAGAAGAUGCAGCCAAUGGAGCCAUUCAUGGCCGCCCUGAUCCGCGACCUUGCCAUCAUGGAAGACCCAAAGCCUGGUGCGGUGGCGAGAGUCUUGUUGCCGCUGACGCCGGUUCAAACUGGACCACUGCCAAGACCUGAAAAAAUGUUGCAAAUGUGCUCAGCCCUGAUUUUGGAGCCCAAAGGUGAGACAGAAACAGCUUUGUCCUUCACGGCCAACCUGGUGUUGGGCGUGUCUCUGGACGCUGAACUGUACAAUUUGGCCAACGUGUCAGCCCUGAGGGUGAUGGUCAAGUACCCUGAUCAGUCUAGCCAGCUGAUGAUGCCAUGCAGGUCCGACCUGCGGCUGAGUGACGUGGUCAAGCCGCUCGAAAGCAACUACAAUGGCGAGGAGGUCGGCCAAAACUACAGGCUGCGCACGACCGUUUUGCUCUCGCACGGAAUUUGGACGGACUCCUGCCCGGUCAACCUAUCUCUGGUGCUGGAUUUUUCAGCCCCAGAAGCGAGUUUAGGACGUCGAGGGGAUGAUUCUCUGUGCGUGCUUGAGCUCUGCAAGCCUGUCACAAUCAGAAUAUCUCCUAAACAAGUCAAAAAGGGAUUUUAAUUCAACAUUUUGUGAAAGACUUGAGAGUAUACUUCCUACUUUAAAGCACUUCCGUUGCGAUUUUAUACUUAAUCCUUCUGCUGUGCAUUAUUUGAUGUUUAUUCUUUCAGCAUUUAUCAGCCCUUUAUCAUGUGAUGUGCUGAAAACCAAAAUCGGUUCGGCCAAACGCUGCAGAAAUGUAAAAACAUUUUUGUGGAACUUAAAAUUUUUUCCGUCGUUUCUACAGCGAUUUCUGCUUUUGGCAGAAUUCACAGCAGCAGGAUUGAGUCUUAAAUCGUAGCGGAUGUCCAUUAAAAUCUGAUGUAACUGCUGGCGCCAUCUAAUGACCGUUGCAGACACUAGGGGUAGUCGCAACUGGUGAAUUGAGUAUAAAUAAUUUGGUUAAAAUAAAGCUAUAGUAAACAAUGUCUAGCGUUUCAAACAGCAGUCCUCGGUGCGGAGGCAAGUGGCCCUUGAGUAGGCUGGGUCCCUGUGCGGCCUGGUGCGCCCAUGUUAUCCGUUCGCGGUGUUAUCGGGACCCGGGUUUCAGCAUUCGUGCUAGUGCAGUGCGCGCCCUUCCCGGUCCUCGGACGGGGAUAAAAGAGCAAAAAAAAAAGGAAAGCUGUUUUUCUCUUAAUUAGAUUAUUCAAGUGUAUGUAUAUUAUGUAAUCUAGAGAAAUAAAUCGUAUUAUGAAUCAA